This is a messenger RNA of Dibothriocephalus latus, 462 nucleotides long. NCBI's taxonomy places the organism in Eukaryota, Metazoa, Platyhelminthes, Cestoda, Diphyllobothriidea, Diphyllobothriidae. The record is from the annotation of a GenBank genome assembly.
AUGGAAGUAUACAUGGUGGAUUUAUUCCCCAUCAAAAUUGUGAUGGAACGUCAGAUCAUAAUAAUUCCUGUUCACUUCGGCCCUGGUGUUAAUGUCAUGCUUAAUAAGUGGAAAGGCUGGAUAAAGUGGAAUUCUCAAGGUCAUCUUGAUCAUCAUGCGAAGUCGGCCGCAGCCAACUACCCAGAUUGGUACGCUCGACGGAUGGCCGACAUUCGAGCAGCCGACUUGAAAUUCACUCUGCGAUGGGCCUACGACAGGUGGGGCAAACCAAAUAGCUUCAACGCGCUUGGCUUUGUCGGACCCGAGGCAGCCGCGGAAACUAAAGAUAGUCCAUUUUUCAUGCGAGAUUGUGGCACGAGAAAACCACAGAAGGUAGCUGCCGAUAUACCAACGGUUCGUUAUGGACAGCUCCAUCCGCCACACUACGAGCAGCCAGUGCGAUCUGAACUGUUUCCUCCCCUG